Xiphophorus maculatus (southern platyfish) is the source of this 391-nucleotide messenger RNA. RefSeq names its product thymidine phosphorylase-like. Gene Ontology annotation, cellular component: cytosol. Gene Ontology annotation, molecular function: 1,4-alpha-oligoglucan phosphorylase activity. The record is from RefSeq and is a predicted model, not a curated record. Gene Ontology annotation, biological process: pyrimidine nucleobase metabolic process. Bases 38 to 391 code for a protein of 117 amino acids. Lineage: Eukaryota; Metazoa; Chordata; Actinopteri; Cyprinodontiformes; Poeciliidae. The transcript has 4 exons.
ACAGGUCAACGCCACUUCGACUGCAGAACAGGUCGCCAUGCCGUCCAUCGUAGAUCUGAUCAGGAAGAAGAGGGACGGAGGUCAGCUGACCGAUGAGGAGAUCAAAUUCUUCAUCGAGUCUGUAACAACCAGACGGAUGCAGGACUGCCAGAUCGGGGCCAUGCUGAUGGCGAUCUGGCAGCGAGGGAUGGUGGCCGCGGAGAUUCGCACGCUGACCCGGGGGAUGAUGGCAUCUGGGGAGGUGAUGAGGUGGCCGGACGACUGGAAGAGGCUGAUGGUGGACAAACACUCGACGGGAGGCGUGGGGGACAAAGUGAGCCUGGUGCUGGCGCCGGCGCUGGCGGCUUGUGGCUGUAAGGGUAGGCAACAGGUGGGGGAGGGGAAGCACUGA